This is a messenger RNA of Effrenium voratum, 2648 nucleotides long. NCBI's taxonomy places the organism in Eukaryota, Dinophyceae, Suessiales, Symbiodiniaceae. The record is from the annotation of a GenBank genome assembly.
GGCGAAAAGCUGUCUCUUCCCAUGUGUUGAUUCGCUCAUGGUUGGGUCGGAUUCGACCGAUCGUCUCUCAUCCCCCACCUCUGGGUACGUGGACAUGGCGCAGCCAUGGCAAGACCUAGAGCUGAGCCUUGUCAAGGCCAACGGCCAGGCCAACGGUCACUCCCCCCACUGGCAGCGGAACGGGGAUAGCGGCUGCAGCAGCAGUAACUCAGUAACGCGGCCACUGGUUGAACCGGAAGUGGAGGAGGAGGUCGUCGAUUUGAGCCACACGUGCUACAAUUUGAUUUUUGUGAGCGGCAGGGCUAGCGUGCUAGCGCCCAUGCUGGCUGUGGCGGCUGGACAGUUUGGGAUGCUGUGGAUCGUUGGCUGGACAUCUCCGGAGUACUUCUUCGAGAGCGGGCAAUGGAUAGUGCCUAUCUCGGACUACUGGUCAGUGAAUGCCAUGAAGUGUCUCUCCAUGCUUCUCACUCUUUUCCGGGUCAGUGGUGAAUUCAAGGAUGCGGCCAAGCUGUACCGUGUGCUGACGCAUCGGCCUGCCGUCCACAUGACGCUGCAGCAGCGAAUUUUAGGCUUUGGGGCCUUCCUUCUACAAUACCUCGUGGCGGUGGUUGUUCUGCUCAUGGCCAUACAGCUUAUUCUCGCCAGCACCACCCCAAUCGCCACCAUCGGCAAGCUGUGGGUGGUUUUUGCCACCCUAGACUUUGACAACUACCUUUGCAAUUUUAUCCUCUUCAUUUUCGAUUGCGAGCACGCCUUCGACUGGGGCGUGUCUUUGAGUCGGCGCUCCGUUCGACGCUUGGGCGGCCCGCCCUGCAGGACGUGGCUCUUGAUCUACUGGGCCCCCGUGGGGGUGGCGCUGCUGUGUGUGUGCCUCUCAGUGUACUUCAACAUUUGCCCUCUGACGGCGGUGCACUACGGGCCUGUGGAGAACCUGGAGCCGGUGCUGAUGCUGACCAGCGCCAUGGGCCUGCCGCAGUCCUGCUGCGCACCUCAAGUGCAUAUUCCCCCAGCGGACGUGGACCACGGGGUGCAGGUGAGCGUGCCCUGCGUGACCACAAGCGAGGCCAGCUCUCAAAACGCCGCCCCGGAGGUGUACUACGUGGUUGUGCCGGACGGGCGGCCCAGCCCCUCCAGCCUGCAGGUGAUGGAUGGUCGGGGCGGUGAUGGGAACCGGGGGCUGCGCUAUGGCCAAGUCACCGCCCGGCCACUGCAGAUGCGGUGGUGGCUCACAAGUCACGGCUUUGAGCCCACUGUCUACGACGUCAUGCGCAAAAGUGGGACAGGGGGCCUGGGUCUAUAUCAGAGCAAUUUUCCCAACUUGGCAGAGUGGAAGAUUCAAGACUUCCCCUGGGGAGCCCGGGCGAGGAUAUUCGUGACGGCUGUAAAUCCGAGUACUGGUGCGCUUAGCCCGCUGCCAGUGCAGUCUGCGGUGAUUAUGCGGAAGGUUUGCUCCUCGCAUUGCCUCCGGUGCGACUCUGAAGGAGCGUGCCUGGAGUGUGACGCCGGCUUUGUGCUGCAAGAGGCGGCCUCCACAGUGUCGUUGGGUACCCGGCUCUUCAAAAUCUGCGCGCCCUGCGGCCUGGGCUGUGCCAAGUGCAACGCCGCGGGUGCUGGGCACUGUGAUGCCGGGGGGUGCUUGCCAGGGCAUGGCCUGGCUGACAAGGUGUGCCUCCCUUGCGCCGGCACGCCCUGCCUGAGCUGCGACCAGGCUGGCGCCGGCAUGGCUCCACUGGUCCUUUCAGAUGCGGAGGAAAAAGACGGCCUAACGCCUUCCGCGGCCGUUCGCGCAACAGAAUUGCCGUGCCGAAGCUGUCCAGCCACCUUCGGCCUAGGUGAGAACGGCAGGUGCCAGCCCUGCCAGGUGCAGGGCUGCCGUAAUUGCCCGGAGCUGGGCAUGUGCCAGGCCUGCAAGGAGGGCGCCACUUUACGGAUUUCGCCAGGAAACGGAAGCUUUCUCCAAGAGUGCCUGCUGUGCGCUGAGCACUGCGCUCGCUGUGAGCUGUUGGGCGAGGGCCGCUGCGAUCCGGAGCAGUGCCACCCAGGCUUCAGCCUCACCCCCACCGGUGUCUGCGCGCCCUGCUCCAUGCACUGCUCCAACUGUACCAAGGCGGGCCCUGGCCACUGCGAUCUCGGCAGCUGCCGGCCUGGCUAUGGCCUUCAGGGCGCCGCGGGAUGCUCCAAGUGCCAGGUGGAGGGCUGCGAUGUGUGCGACUCCUACGGAUGCGAUGUUUGCCGGGAGGGCUUCGGCCUCACCCCGGAUCGCAGCUGUGAGGCCUGCGCCACAGCUUGCAAGCGUUGUACAGGAGCCGGGGGGGGAGGCUGCGCCGAGUGUGUCCCUGGCUUUGGCUUGGAGGCCGGUCACUGCUCAGCCUGUGCGGAUCAGUGCGAGCACUGCGAGGAGAUGGGCCCUGGACAGUGUGACGUGGGCGCAUGUGCUUCUGGCUGGUUGGCGGCAAACGUCUCCGGGGCCAUGAUAUGUGUCCGCGACAGAAGGCCUCGAGACUGGCCAAUGUGACAGUGCAGGGGGAGGAGCACUCGCCAAGUACAGACUGGCGAGCUUUUCAGAUGUACCGUUUCAGCGUUGGCUGAACAAAAGCCAGCAACUAGCAACCUCGCGUGAACUUGGCCAGGGUUGAUGAGUCCCUUCC